AUGGAUAAAUAUCAGAUGGUUAAACUUAUUGGUGAAGGUACAUAUGGUGUUGUAUCUUUGGGCAUAGAGAAAUCAACUGGAAGAGAGGUAGCUAUAAAGAAAAUCAGAAAGAUACUCAUCAAUAAAGGUGUAGAUGAUGGUGUCAGUUUCUCUGCUAUUCGUGAAAUAAAGAUGUUACAGGAAUUGAAACAUGUCAAUGUUGUAGAGUUAUUAGAUGUAUUUGCACAUAAAAGUAAUGUAUAUUUAGUUUUUGAAUUGAUGGCAUGGGAUCUACAACAAGUCAUCGAAGAUAGAUCGAUCAUUUUGAAACCAUCCGAUAUAAAGAGUUAUAUGAAGAUGUUAUUACAAGGUAUUGAAGCAUGUCAUAACAAUUGGAUAUUACAUAGAGAUCUUAAACCAAACAAUUUGUUGUGUUCGGCCGAUGGUGAUAUGAAAUUGGCAGAUUUUGGUUUGGCAAGACAAUAUGGUAGUCCGCAUAAAGUAUACUCACCGCAAGCCGUCACUAUCUUUUAUCGUGCGCCAGAGUUGUUGUUUGGUGCCAAGUCGUACGGACCAUCGGUCGAUAUGUGGUCGAUUGGCUGUAUCUUUGCAGAGCUGAUGUUGCGUACACCCUACUUGCCGGGCACAUCAGAGAUCGAUCAACUAACAAAGAUAUUCAGUGCACUCGGUACUCCGAAUGAAACUGUGUGGCCCGGUGUCACUUCGCUGCCAAACUACAUUCAAUUCACCGAUUUCCCGGCGACACCAUUCGCGCAGUUGUUCAGUGCGGCAUCGCCAGACGCCAUUGACCUCCUCCAAAAGAUGCUCACCUACAAUCCAGCUGCACGAUGCUCGGCAACCGAAGCACUGGCACACCCUUACUUUAGCAACUCACCAAAGCCAUCGGCACCCAAAGAUCUACCGAAACCGAGCAAACCAUCAACAACCAUCGAUAUGAAUCCACAGAUCAAUAACAACAACAACAAUAAUAAUACUAGCAACAACACCAAUCUCAAUCAACUGUUCAAUUCACAAUCAACCAAAUACUAA
Heterostelium album PN500 is the source of this 1029-nucleotide messenger RNA. It is a transcript of the gene cdk7, whose product is annotated as CDC2/CDK family serine/threonine-protein kinase. Gene Ontology annotation, molecular function: RNA polymerase II CTD heptapeptide repeat kinase activity; ATP binding; cyclin-dependent protein serine/threonine kinase activity. The transcript has 3 exons. The coding region runs from base 1 to 1029 and encodes 342 amino acids. Lineage: Eukaryota; Evosea; Eumycetozoa; Acytosteliales; Acytosteliaceae. The record is from RefSeq and is a predicted model, not a curated record. Gene Ontology annotation, cellular component: transcription factor TFIIH holo complex; transcription factor TFIIK complex; cytoplasm. Gene Ontology annotation, biological process: protein phosphorylation; positive regulation of transcription by RNA polymerase II.